This is a messenger RNA of Aspergillus sclerotioniger CBS 115572, 557 nucleotides long. RefSeq lists its product as uncharacterized. Bases 230 to 517 code for a protein of 95 amino acids. The record is from RefSeq and is a predicted model, not a curated record. The transcript has 2 exons. Lineage: Eukaryota; Fungi; Ascomycota; Eurotiomycetes; Eurotiales; Aspergillaceae.
CCUAAUCCGUAUACAUUUCCCAAUUCGGAAUACAUCCCUAUUCACACCUCAUGCUAUCUCAAACAUGAUCCUUCAACUUUAUGAAGGAUUACACCGCUACAUACCUAUACCCUGAUAAUAGCAAUGGAGUGAUGAAUGCAGGGGAUAUAAACCCCCCUUUGCCUCCCACCUCUACCCAUCUACAAACCAACCAACAAACCAAGCCAGCCCUACCAAGCAAUCAACCAAGAUGGUCCGCCUCUCCAUCUCCACCCCCAUCCUCCUCCUCCUCGGCGCCAUCGCCGCCCAAGCAUGCACCUACUGCCAAUGUGAAUUCUCUGAUUCGAGCCAUUGCUGCGUGUACUCGGACGCCAGCGUCGGUGAACUCGACUGCGCUAGUGUCUGCGCCAAGGCUCAUCGCGCCGACGGAGUCAGUAAUGCGGAUGGAACGGCGGGGACGGCGUGCAAUGCUGGGGGGAAAUAUAAAUGUGCGAGUGCGUUGACGGCGCAGGAUCGGACGCCUUGUUAUACGGAGUAGAGGAGAUUGGAUGGAUUGGUAGGGGGGUGUUAUGGUGGUG